AUGAGACCCAACAAUCUUCUCGAUGUCGAUACUUUAUCCCCUUCCUCGUGGGAGGAGUCUGUAGGUCGCACCGCCGUCGUCCUGGACUUCAACUUGGGACCACCAUAUCCUGCAUCCAUUCCAGUCCACGCCAUUCAACCCUUGCCUAUACUUGCAGCACCAGUGCUCUACGCGGCAUCCAUCUACGUAGUUCUGGGCCACCUCGUGACACACCUACAUGCGGAGCAAAUGAGCCUCAUCUGCGUUAGAUGGAUGACCAAGAUUAUUGUCGCGGGCGACGUCCUCUCCAUCCUCACUCAAUCUGCUGGCGGAGAUAUUAUGGCUGGAUUGCUCAUCCAGCUGAUCUCCUUUGAAUUUUUCGUCGUGAUCUCUGCCAUCUUCCACUUCCGCAUUGGCCGACAGCCGACACCCUGGGCCCAGAAAGACCGAGUCCUGUCAAUGCGCCGUACGUGGCGUGAACGAAACUGGGGCUCUCUCUUGCUGACGCUGUACAUGACGAGUGGACUGAUUCUCAUUAGGUCGAUCUUCCGGGUGAUUGAAUAUCAGGGUGGGCCUGACGGCUAUUUCAUCACGCUCGAGGCCUAUUCAUUUAUCUUUGUCACCCAUAUCUGA
Messenger RNA from Penicillium oxalicum, 612 nucleotides. RefSeq lists its product as uncharacterized. Lineage: Eukaryota; Fungi; Ascomycota; Eurotiomycetes; Eurotiales; Aspergillaceae. Gene Ontology annotation, cellular component: membrane. The record is from RefSeq and is a predicted model, not a curated record. Bases 1 to 612 code for a protein of 203 amino acids. The transcript is spliced from 4 exons.